AUGGAUCUCGGCAAAUCAAGCACCAACCAAACCGAGGUUUCAUUGACCAUGGCCAAACAUUUGUUCUCCAAAGAAGAAUACAAAGAAAAGAACAUUGUGUUUUCGCCAUUGUCCCUCCAAAUCAUACUCAGUAUCGUAGCUGUUGGCUCUCAGGGUUCCACGAAACACCAGCUUCUUGAAUUCCUCCAUUCUGACUCUACCGGCAAACUGAAAACCUUAUGCUCUCAACUCGUUUCCUAUGUGCUCGCCGAUAACAGCUCCGCCGGCGGACCUCUGGUCUCUUUCGUCAAUGGUGUUUGGGUUCAACAAUCAUCUUCUCUUAAACCUUCCUUCAAAAAAAGCGUGUCUACUGAUUUCAAAGCCGCUAUUGCCUCAGUUGAUUUUAUAACCAAGGCGCAUGAAGUGGCAAAAGAAGUGAAUUUAUGGGCUGAAAAAGAGACAAAAGGUCUUAUAAAGAAUCUACUUCCACCUGAGUCAGUUGAUAGCUUAACCAGACUCAUACUUGCAAAUGCACUAUAUUUCAAAGGUGCAUGGCGGACAGAGUUUGAUAUAUCAAAAACAAAAGACUAUGAUUUUUACCUUCUCAAUGGAAGCUCAGUCAAAGUUCCUUUCAUGACGAGUAAGGAUAAACAGUAUAUCAGUGUUUUUGAUGGUUUUAAAGUCCUUCAACUUUCUUAUAAGGGAGGUCAGUCAUAUAAGCAUAAGGAUAGGCGUAGUUUCUCUAUGUACAUUUAUCUUCCUGAUGCAAAAGAUGGAUUGUUAGCUUUGAUCGAAAAGGUUGCUUCUGAUUCUGAAUUUUUGGAGCAUACACGUCCUAGAAAAUCAGUGCCAGUAGGUGACUUUAGAAUUCCAAGAUUCAAUAUUUCUUUUGACCUUGAAACUUCUAGAAUGUUGAAGGAGCUGGGAGUGGUUUUACCUUUCUCUGAAACAGGUGGAGGUUUGACAAAAAUGGUAGAGGACUCUCCUACAAGUGAACAACUUUAUGUUUCGGCAAUAUAUCACAAAUCUUAUAUUGAAUUAAAUGAAAGAGGAACUGAAGCGGCUGCAGUGAACUUUUUUACAAUGAGGGCAGGAUGCGCUAUGAUUAGAAAACCACCACAACCUCCCAUAGACUUUGUAGCCGACCACCCUUUCAUGUUUUUGAUUAGGGAAAAUUGCUCUGGAACAAUACUCUUUAUUGGACAAGUGCUCAAUCCCGGAGUUUUAAAGAAGGGAACUGAAGCUACUGCAGCGACCAGUGUAGGUGUAUUAUUAUGUAAGCCUGAAAGACAUCCGCCUCCCAUAGACUUUGUAGCCGACCACCCUUUCAUGUUUUUGAUUAGAGAAGAUUGCUCUGGAACAGUACUCUUUAUUGGAGAAGUGCUCAAUCCCGAAUGCAAUAUUUCUGGAGAUAAUUUUGAUUCAAGCCAGGAAGCAGACUCGAUUACAGAUUCGGGGGUGAUGCAAGGCAAGAGAAGAGUCUUGAGGUUGGAGGAAAAGGUCCCGUCCUUAGUAUGGAAAUCAAUUAAGGAUUUGGGAAUAGAAGGAGAAGAAGAUGAUGAAGUGUUCGAAGGCAUCAUUCGAGAUUUGGAAGAUAAGGAACAGAGGAAGAAGGGGAGGAGCAAGGCGUUAUCAGAAUUGGUUCCAUGA
Molecule: messenger RNA, 1629 nt
Organism: Vicia villosa (hairy vetch)
Lineage: Eukaryota; Viridiplantae; Streptophyta; Magnoliopsida; Fabales; Fabaceae
Product: serpin-ZX-like
Exons: 4
Coding region: 1-1629 (542 amino acids)
Molecular function (GO): serine-type endopeptidase inhibitor activity
Source: RefSeq, a predicted model, not a curated record